GUAGGAAACCCUAACAAGACACAAUAGAUUGCAGAAAGUAGGAGCAAAUUAAGGGCUUGCAAUAAGAAAGGCGAGUAUUAACACAAUUGUUCGUUACAAAGGCCAGAUUAGCGGUAAACAAGCACGAGAGGGUUGUCAAAAGGCGGAGGAUCAUUAUUCGAUAUUCAGUUGGACUCGAACCACCCACCGGGAAACAUACAUACGCAACUACUGCAGCAACAUCAUUCAUUCGUUCAUUUAGGAUAUUUGGACUUACAGCUAAUACUGUAGAGAUCAUUUUGUGAAUAUUUAUGACUUUAUUUGUUACUAUUCUGAAUUAUUGAGACUUGGAAAAUUCGGAGAAAAAUAUUGAGCAAAAAGGACGGACAAUUAAAAAAGACGAUUGACGAAAAUUCUUGCAAUUACAAGAAAUAAACUUCUUAUACUAAAAGAUAAGGACUAGAAACUUAAAGUAAGAAGACAAAAGUUUCAGAGAAAUAAUUAAAAAUGCAGCAUCUUCCUUAUUACUACCACCCUGGAGGUGACGUGAAACCCAACGCAGGGAGCCUGCUCGGACCUACCGCCAGUCCAAGUUUGUUCAGCAUUGAUAGCCUACUGGCUCCCAGGCCGCACCUUUACCAGAGACCCGGGCUGCCCUCACCCUACUUCCCCUAUCCAGCGGGCCUUGCCGCUGCUGCUGCAGCACAUCACGCGCAUCAAGAUUUCUUAGGUGCAUAUCCCUCCCCAUUUCCGGGUUUUAUGCCAGCGGAUUUUGUGCGAGCUGGACACAAACGCAAGAGGCGACACCGAACUAUUUUCACAGAGGAGCAGUUGGAGGAACUAGAGGCCACAUUUCACAAGACGCAUUAUCCCGAUGUAUUACUACGCGAGGAACUUGCAAUGAAAAUAGAUCUGAAAGAGGAGAGAGUUGAGGUAUGGUUCAAAAACAGAAGAGCAAAGUGGAGAAAGACGAAAAGAGAACAACAAGAGGCUGCCAAACGUGCUGUAAAUGCGAACAAAGACUCCACAGGGAUAGAAAACCCCGCCAAACCAAUACCGUCUGCUGAAAAUGAAGACGAGGCCGAUGAUAUAUCUUUAAAUUCCCAACUGCCCUCUAGUGGCGAUGAGAGUGACAUUGAAGUGAAAGACAAUACAAAUAGCAUUCCAACCAAUCACAGAAUGUUAGGUGAUCUAAAUGAUAUAAAAAGGACUGAAACGAUUACCAGCCCAAAUAUAGAUACCAUAGAUGUGUAAUGUGUGACCGAAUAUGGAAGCAAAAGUUUGACGUGUUUACUUAUUAAGUGACUGGUCUUUCAAAGGUGCAAUUUAACUUCAAUUUUGGUCUUUGUCUAUUUGAGCGUCACUUGGCGUUAUUUUUAUUUUCAAUAAUUUAGUCAAGUUUUGAUUAACUGUCGUACUCAAACAUUAUAUUAUUGUAAAUAACUUUUAUUGGUGUAAAUAUGUACUUAUAUUUAUAUUAUAUUAUUAAUUAAAUAAAAUCAUG
Owenia fusiformis is the source of this 1483-nucleotide messenger RNA. The record is from the annotation of a GenBank genome assembly. Lineage: Eukaryota; Metazoa; Annelida; Polychaeta; Sabellida; Oweniidae.